AUGGCACACCGGUUAUUCCUUUCAUUCAAGCAUUCGCGUCCUGGAAGAAGACGAUUCAAAUUCGACAGAUAUACGCUUUAUCGUAUACCCUGGAUUGAAUCCCCUCUUGAUAAGAGUGAUACCCCUCCGCGCUUAUACAAACAAGCGGAUGCCACACCAAUAGAGCUAUUCUUUGAUCUCUUUUUUGUGGCAAACCUCUCAACGUUUACCGCUUCAAAUGACAUAAACUCACUGGAAGCACUGUGGUCCUAUGUCUGUUUUCUGGGGAUAAUUUGGUUUACCUGGCUUCAGGUCACUCUAUUCGAUAUUCGGUUUGCUAGAGACUCCGUGUUCGAACGAAUAUGCAAAGCGGUACAACUAGCAACCAUGGUAGGGUUUGCUUCUGCUGGCUCUGGUUUCGCGAUGCAAGUUCUACCAGAGAAUUUGUGGAUAUUCCAUUCCCUAACCAUACUCCUUGCCAUAAGCCGCUUGAUGUUGUCACUGGAGUAUUUCAUUGCCUCCGUAUACUUACCUCCCAACAUGGCGUUUAAUUUACGCUGUGUCACUUUGUUUAUGUUUGUUAACGGCCUGAUAUACAUUGCGCUGUAUUUCCUCUUCAAUGACCAGGCGGCCUCCAUUGGCUCGUACAUCUGGACUUUAUGGUGGUUUCAGUUUGCUGCUGAAACAUUCGUAGUGAUGGUAAAAGCGGACCAAUUGCCAGGCAUUGGUUUUGAGGACACGCACCUUAAUGUCCGGAUGGGUCUCCUCACACUUAUCAUCAUUGGAGAUGGCAUUAUAUCAGUUACUAGGAUUGUUAACAGGACCGUGGGCAACGGCUGGACACGCUGGUCUUUUGUCCAUAUAUUUGGGGUCACAAUCUCCGUGUACCUUUUAUGGCAGUCUUAUUUCGAUAUCACGCCCACAGAAAAGUUAGGGAAACUUCGACAGAAAAUAUGGACGUGCUUGCAUUUCCCGUUUCAUGCAAUCCUGAUCCUUUUGUCUGAAGGAAUGCAGAUCCUGGCGCUUACUUUGGAUGUGUCUCUAAAACUCAAACAAUUGCGUGACACCAUCUUGUCUGCUUGCAGUGUUACAAGGCCUAGUAUCUCAGAUGCGAUUGAUUCACUUAACAGCACAAUUGCAGACAUGGGAAUCGAUUUCACAUAUGGGGCAUUGGUCGAAAAAUAUGCAAUUCAGGGCGUCUUGUGGGACCUUAGGCGCCAGCCUCGUCUCUGCCCUUCAGAAACGGAGACCGGUUCUCUCGAUAUCGAGAGGUCCCAUGAUAUAAUGGGAAACGUUACCGUGGCUCUCUUCUCCAGCAUGGGAAUAACUCCGCCAGAAGGCCACACGAAGGCAACGAGAAGUGACCAUCUAUUAGCAAUGUAUCUUAGGAUGCUUGGCUUUGUCUUCUUGUACUAUUUCGUCGUCGCCGCUCUUGCCAUGUUUAUGUUUGCGGCAUUCACCUUCUUAGUCCACCACGACCCCACAAGAAGAGUGUUUCGACUAUGUGCCACGGGCACCCGAGUGCUGGCGGGAUUUUCGUUGCUAAGCAUUAUAGCCUUGGUAACAAAUUUCGACCUGGCCUAUAGGUACAUGACAAAUCCCAUGAUCCUAUUUACGGUAGCUCUAGCCCUUCUGAUAUGUCUUUUAGGUGAUCAGGUAUGGCAUACAUUGGCCUUUUACUAUGCGGGCUUCGAGGUCGAGGAUGGCGAAGGUAUAGAGCUAGACGAUGUACAUACCAAUGCAUGA
Molecule: messenger RNA, 1725 nt
Organism: Nannizzia gypsea CBS 118893
Lineage: Eukaryota; Fungi; Ascomycota; Eurotiomycetes; Onygenales; Arthrodermataceae
Exons: 6
Coding region: 1-1725 (574 amino acids)
Source: RefSeq, a predicted model, not a curated record